Symbiodinium sp. CCMP2592 is the source of this 1074-nucleotide messenger RNA. The record is from the annotation of a GenBank genome assembly. Lineage: Eukaryota; Dinophyceae; Suessiales; Symbiodiniaceae.
AUGUCGAAAACCAUGGGCUGCCAAAGCAGGGUAUGUGCGGAGGUGUCCUGGGCCUUGAGCGGAACUACGAUUACCAGACUGUUCCUGGAUCCUCAUACGACCGUGGGCAAGUUGAAGACGAUGCUCGAAACGCCAGCAAAGACGCCUUCGGAGUUUCUAGAGAUUCUUUGUGACGGGAGCAAGCUCAAGGACUCUGCCUGCACCUCCAGCUUUGUUGCCUUUGCCUCUCCAUCUGUGGCGUUGCUGGCCGUGCGCCGGGAGCCUCCGAAGCUGAUCGGCUUCCUCAAGGAGGUAAACCAGCUUGACACUUCUUGGGAUGACCACGAUGAUUGGAGCGAGGUUUGCUCGGUUCUUCUGAAGCAUCCCCGCUUUGCUGGCGUGGCCAGGGCCAAUGCUGCUGGGCAGACGGUUCUUCACCUUGCCGUUCUUUGGGGAUCGCCGGCGAUGGUGGAGGAGAUUCUCAUGGACGGUCGGGUUGACGUCAAUGCGAGGACACGAAGCGGCGACACAGCACUGGACCUAGCCGCGCUCAUGCGUGAGUAUGCAGCAGAUUGGCGCCACGCAAGGUAUGAAAGAAUCCUGUCCAGAAUAGCGGAACACGCAACCCGCGAUUUUUUUUGGGACUUGCUCCACGAAGUCGUAGCUCACGAGGACAGGCGGCUCCAACGCGUCGCCUUGGAGUGCAAAAGAAUCGCGUCCCUGAUCCUGGAACGUGCAAGCCGCGACUCUUUCUUUGAUCUGCUUCAAGAAGCCUCAGCUCAAGCGGACAGACGGCUCCUGUGCGCUGCUUUAGGGUGCCGUCAUGGCAUGGACAAGUUCCUGGCCGGUGUGCUUGUUAGGAGCCGUUUUGACGCAGAGUUGUUGCUUUCAGAUUUCAUGACUGUGAAGGAUUCUGCCUGCAGAAAGGGUGCAUUGCAGAAACAGAAGGACUGCCGGAAGAAGCAGGCUCUCCUGGCAAAGGCUUUCAGGAAGCAAAAGCUGAAGGGAUCGACCGCUGCAGAUGCACCCAAGCGCCGCUACCGGACCAAAGCAAGCAACAGCUGGAAGCUGACCGAAUUUCAUUUUUGGUGUUGA